AUGGCCGCCAAACGCAAAGAACCCGACUCCCCGGACUCGCAGACGUCGGAGACUAGUAAGAGGCCGCGCUUGCAACCGGCCACCUCCACCACCACCAUCGCCAUCGCCACCGCCACCGCAUCUGCCACCUCCUCCUCCUCCUCCUCCUCCUCCUCCUCCUCCUCCACCUUCGUCGCCACCGCCACCUCCCCAUCUGGCUCCUCUUCGCCAGUCUCAUCGACAAGCACGCUUGAUACCAGAAACAUUACCAACUCAGUAAACACCAAUAGUCCGGAUAGCACAUCAUCUCCCAUUCCCGCUCCCAGCCCCACCCAUUCCACUGCCGUCGACCCGCCCGCGCCCCCGCCCGCUAUCCCAAGCGGCGUAUCCAUCCUCUCCCCCACCCAGCUCUCCCCGGGGCAGGUCCUCGUCGGCAACGGUCCUAACUCUUCCCAGCUUUUUCGGAGAUCCUUCGCUUCUUCAAAUCUCCACAAAAUAGCCGUGCGUAGCAUGGGAGGCUGGAAUUUCAACUCGAUGACCUUCGGAUCCUUGAUGUGGCGUCGUCUCCCACCCGAGGUCCGCGAUGAAUGGUCGAGAGCGUGGUACGGCGGCCCCAGCAAGAAACCAUCAAAGUUGACUGCAUCUAGAAUCCGUGAGAUCUGGGUGAAUCGUCGGCUCGCUGCCCUCGCCGAUGCCGUGAUAGCAAACCUUCAUAUACCACUCGAGCACCUCGAAGGACACCUCCGUCAUGCGCUUGAAGAGUUCGACGCCUUGGACCCUCCUCCCACCAUCCUCAUCGGCAACACUGAGAAUAUGGAGAAGAAGAAGAAGAAGCAAGCGUCCGGGUUUAGUGAGGGAGAGGAGGAGGAGGAGGAGGAGGAGGAGGAGGAGGAGGAGGAGGACGUGUUUCACGCCUACGAUCCCAAGGCGGAGGAGGAGGCGAAGGAGGCGAAGGAGGCGAAGAAGCAGAAAACCAAGCCCAAGCGCUCUGCUCCUAAUGUUCAAUCUCCCAACCCUCCUGCUGGCUCGACUUCCGCAUCCACCGCGCUUGCCGCCGCCUCUACCUCCACCUCCACUUCCCCCGCCUCCACCUCCCCCGCCUCCACCUCCCCCGCCUCCACCUCCACCUCCACUUCCUCCGCCCCUGCAUCCACCUCCACCUCCCCCGCCCCACCUCCUCCCGCGUACACGUCUUCGACAUUUGUCUUUGACUCAACGCUCGCUCUUAUCGAUGAUGCCACAGCAAAGGCGAUCGUGAAGAGCAAGAGCAAGAGCAAGAGCAAGAGCAAGAGCAAGAGCAAGAGCAAGCCCCAGCCCCUCCCCCAGUCCCCCGAGUCUUCACAGGCCGGACCAUCGAAUGCUCCCGCCAACACCAACAACGCCGUCAGCGCUUCUUCACAACAGCCUGCACUCCACACCGGACGUCGUAUCCGGAUUCAACGCGUGCAGGCAACUCCGGUCACGAUGCCCACACCCAUCGUGUCGUCGUCCUCGGCAGGUUCCCGAGCGACGAUCCCAACACGCCCUCUAUCCCCCCCGUCGACGCAUCGUCAGCCCUCCUACCCUUCAGCGUCCGACACCUUCACGACAGAGCCUUGUGCUCCCUUUCCCCAACGACUUGCCAACACGGACUUCACUCCCCGCUACGCUAAUCGGCUUGUUGCGUCGCGCGAGAUCAGUCCCGCUACGGGCAUGAUGGGCAUGAUGGACAUGGGUCCGUAUGAGGGAUAUAGGUCGUCGACGGCAGGCUCGACGUCGGGGUCGCCAGGGAUGUUUGACUAUUCCUCGUCGGAGGAGAGUCGGUGGACGCCUGCGUCGUCUGCUUCGCCAAUGCUUCCGCCUGGGUAUAUCCACUACCCCAUGCCCGUCUACGCCUCCGAGUACGCCCACAUCUCUUCUUCUGAGCACUGUCAGCCCGAGCCCUACGACUCCCAGCCUCAGGACCAGUAUCAGUACAUCGCCCUGCCUCAGCGCUCGUUGACGUCAAACCACAUGAACAGCCCGGCGUCGUUCCACACCACCCACAGCCUGAACACGCAGCAGGGGAACGUCGCGAACGUAGACGCAGCGCAGUGGAACGCGGCCCCGGACGUGAACGCGUACGAUUCGGUCGCGCCGGGUGAGUGGCCCGCGACGUCGCAGGGGAAUGUUGGGUCGUACUACGACGAUGGCCUCAAUGGGGCUUCGUCGUCGUUGGCGUUGCCGUCGGUGGGAACGACGGGGUAUGAGGAGAUGGUGCCGAUGCAGGUGCCGCUUGGGCAGCAGCAGCAGGUGUACGGCGGGCAGGGGGAGGCGUACCAGGCGCAACAGCCGUUCUACCCUGCGCCCGAGUUCGAUUUCGGGGGCGUUGAAGGGUAUGAGGCGUAG
Messenger RNA from Stereum hirsutum FP-91666 SS1, 2346 nucleotides. RefSeq lists its product as uncharacterized. The coding region runs from base 1 to 2346 and encodes 781 amino acids. The transcript is spliced from 3 exons. NCBI's taxonomy places the organism in Eukaryota, Fungi, Basidiomycota, Agaricomycetes, Russulales, Stereaceae. The record is from RefSeq and is a predicted model, not a curated record.